Molecule: messenger RNA, 2439 nt
Organism: Oldenlandia corymbosa var. corymbosa
Lineage: Eukaryota; Viridiplantae; Streptophyta; Magnoliopsida; Gentianales; Rubiaceae
Source: the annotation of a GenBank genome assembly
AUGUUAUUGUUGCUUAUCUUCUCCAUCUUCUCAAUCUCAAGUCUCCAUUUUUCCAUCUCCCAAGAACACCAAACCAUCAUCACAUCUUUCUCCAGUUCAGAUUCUCCAUGGACUCCCAAUCAGCACAAAAUCCUUGUUUCUCCCAACUCCACCUUUGCUGCAGGGUUUUCGUCUCUUCCCACUUCCCCAAAUCUCUUCACAUUCUCAGUUUGGUACUUUAGUAUCUCAAACAAGACCAUAGUUUGGUCUGCAAAUGAAAAUUCCCCUGUUUCUACCUCAGCUUCCUUGUUCAUUUCACCGGCAAAGGUACUAACUUUGGUCAAUGAUACUUCUUCUGGUCAAAAUCUAUGGCCUUUGAAUCCUGCCAGCAACACAAAUACAUCUGAAUUGAUACUCCAAGAGAAUGGGAACUUGGUUUUUGGGACGUGGCAGAGUUUUGGGAUUCCUACAAACUCGAUUCUUCCUGGUCAAAACAUCACUGGAACAACUUUGAGUUCAAAAAAUGGAAAGUUCAAGUUUUUGGACUCUAACCAACUCAUUCUCAGAGACUAUCCAUUCAAUUACUGGAGCAAUGUUAAUGCCUUUCUGGGCAUUGAUGAUUUGGGAAAGAUUUCUAUGGCAAAUAACCUUUCAUACAUUUCAUCGGAUUAUGGUGAUCAGAAGUUGAGAAGAUUGACUCUUGAUGAAGAUGGGAACCUCAGGCUUUAUAGUUUUGACCCAAAUUCAGGCCAGUGGAUGGAUGUUUGGAGGGCUGUUUACAAUCUUUGCAGAAUUCCAGGUAUUUGUGGGCUUAAUUCUGUUUGUGUUUAUGACCCUUUGGCUAUUUCUGUGUCUUGCAUCUGUCCUCCUGGAUUUAGGCAAAAUUUGGAUGAUCCCAAUUCUUGUGAUCGGAUAAUUCCCAUGAAAGACAUGGCAAAGACAAAAUUUUUACGCCUGGAUUAUGUGAACUUUUCUGGAGGAGGGCAACCAAAGCAAAUCAUUUCUACCGUUUCAAAUUUAACCACAUGCCAGGCUGAAUGCUUAGGGAUGCAAAAUUGUUUGGCAUUCUUGUUUAGAUUUGAUGGAAAUAAUUCCUGUAUUUUGCAUCUUGAUGGUCUUUUUUAUGGAUUCUGGGCUACUGGAGUUAAGGGUGCUACAUUUUUGAGGGUUGAUAACUCUGAGACUGCUACUGAGCCAAUAUUCACUGGGUUAACUUCUGUGAUGGAAACAUCUUGUCCUGUUACUAUUAGGCUUCCAUUUCCACCUGAAGAGUCCUCUGCUAGAACCAGAAACAUAGUGAUUAUAUCCAUUUUCUUUGCAGCUGAACUGAUUAGUGGUGUUUACUUCUUCUGGGCAUUUCUGAAAAAGUACACGAAGUAUAGGGAUAUGGCUAGGAUAUUUGGUCUUGAAACUAUGCCUGCUGGUGGACCUAAAAGGUUCAGUUAUUCUGAGAUUAGAGAUGCUACAGACAAUUUCUCACACAUUAUUGGGAGAGGCUCAUUUGGUAUUGUGUACAAAGGAAAUUUAAGGGAUGGAAGGGUUGUUGCUGUGAAGUACCUUAAGAAUGUCACAGGAGGUGAUGCUGAUUUUUGGGCUGAGGUCACAAUUAUUGCCCGGAUGCACCAUCUCAAUUUGGUCACAUUGUGGGGAUUUUGCACUGAGAAAGGCAAGCGAAUCCUUGUGUACGAAUACGUCGCCAAUGGUUCCCUGGACAAGUUUCUUUUUCAAAAGAAUGAGGUGGUUUCAAGCCGUGAUCAAGCAUUAGGCCAUGAACAAGAUUCAACUUCGGGUCGAAAACCUGUACUUGAGUUAAAUAUCCGUUAUCGGAUAGCAGUUGGCGUGGCGAGGGCAAUCGCGUACCUGCAUGAGGAAUGCUUGGAAUGGGUGCUACAUUGUGACAUAAAGCCAGAAAACAUACUCUUAGGGGAAGACUUCUGUCCCAAAGUAUCAGAUUUCGGGUUAGCCAAGCUGAGGACGCGAGAGGAUCGGGUGAGCAUGUCGGGUAUACGGGGCACCCGGGGCUAUCUAGCACCGGAAUGGGUCCGUGGCGAUCGACAAAUCACAUCGAAAUCCGAUGUCUACAGCUUUGGAAUGGUGCUACUAGAGCUUGUAACUGGUGUGAGAAACUUGGAGCAACAGAAUUCAAACAUGGAGAGUGAUCAGUGGUAUCUUCCAAUGUGGGCUUUUGAUAAAGUGUUUAAGGAAAUGAAUGUGGAUGACAUUUUGGACCCAAGAAUCAGGGAGCAUUCGGACAGCCGAGCCCAUAUGGAUAUGGUGGAUCGGAUGGUUAAGACAGCCAUGUGGUGUGUCCAAGACAGAGCCGAUGAUAGGCCGUCCAUGGGAAAAGUGGCCAAGAUGUUGGAAGGGACUGUGGAGAUCACUGAGCCCAAAAGGCCCACCAUUUUUUACUUGGGAGUAGAUGGUGGAAAUGGUACCCAAUACACCUCUACCCGGCAGUAA